AUGGGAGCGGAGAAAAAAGUUACAUUUGGCUCCAACUACAAUCAAGGGCAAUCUAACACUCUCUACCGACCCCCGAGAAACUCCCAAGGUGAGAUGGUGAUGCAAAAGAGUGAGGCAAAGGAUGUAGAAGAAAGUUUAACCAAGGUCAUCAAUGAUUUGAAAAGAGACCAAGGAUUCUUUAGGCAAGAAAUCACACAAGAAAUUAGGCAAGAAAUAGCCUCAGUGAAACAAGAGUGCACUCUUUCAAUGAAGAAUAUUGAAACUCAAAUGUCUCAAAUGUUCCGAUUAAUGUCCGAAAGACCAUGGGGAACACUACCAAGUAAUACCGAGAACAACCCCAAGGAGAGAGUGAAUGUGGUGUCCGUAGUAAGCCCAAAAGAAGAAGAAAGAAAAGAUACAAUGGAAAAGGUGUGUGAAGAAGAUGAAACCUAUACCGUGAAAGUCAAUAAGCAAGUGAUUACCUCUUGUGGUCUCUUGAGUAAGGAGGAAGAAACUGACACCUCCUGUGCCCUUAAAGAAGUUGAGAAAGAAGCUCCGCUAUCAAAAAGCAAGACUCAAACACCUCGUAAGACAAGAUUAGGCAACCGUCAAGAUUUUGAAUGUGAUGGAAGGGAAGAUUUUAUCUUGAAUACUCUUUGUCGUGCAUGUUUUGUUAAUGAAGACUUUGAUAGUGAUGAAGAGGAUGAUUUAUCUCAAAUCCAACUUAGUGUAGAGACAUCGACUAUCCUUCACAAAGGAUGCCCAAGCAAGCAAGGUGAUCCAGGUGCUUUCUUUGUGAAAUGUGUUAUAGGAGAUUGUGUUUUUAAAGAUGACUUAGCCGAUUUGGGAGCCUCCGUUAAUAUCAUGCCUUCCCAUAUCUUUGAAAGUCUCAAGUUUCCUUGUAUAGCUCCCACACCACUUGUUGUUCGGUUAGACGACGGGACUACUCGUUAUCCCCGAGGUGUGGUUGCGAAUGUUCUUGUCAAAGUUGGAAGAAAUCUUGUACCGAUUGAUUUUAUGGUGCUAGACGUAGGAAAGGAUUUGGAGGUGCCAUUGAUUCUAGGAAGACCAUUUUUGGCUACUUGUCGUGCCCUAAUCGAUGUAGGGACGAGCAAACUCAUCUUUAGAAUCAACGGGGACAGUUGA
Messenger RNA from Ipomoea nil (Japanese morning glory), 1125 nucleotides. RefSeq lists its product as uncharacterized. NCBI's taxonomy places the organism in Eukaryota, Viridiplantae, Streptophyta, Magnoliopsida, Solanales, Convolvulaceae. The coding region runs from base 1 to 1125 and encodes 374 amino acids. The transcript has a single exon. The record is from RefSeq and is a predicted model, not a curated record.